AUGAACUCUGGAUUGAACAACCAAAAUUCCUUAUUGCAGCAACUAACUCCAGCCCAACUUGAAGAGUGUAAACUUCUAUCUUCAUAUUCUCGAUAUCAUAUUACUUCAUAUGCUCAAAUCAUAUAUUUGGCAAUUAAUUACCUAUUUUAGAUAGCAACAAUUUUUCACCAAUCUUUUGAGCAGCAACAUGAAAAACCUUACAAAUCCCUGGCAUCUUUCAAUAGUUUUAGGACAAUCUUUUUAGAACCUCAUAGGCACAGGAUCUGUUCAAUUUUAAUCGUGGUAAGAUAUCAUCAAUUCUACAUCAAUUAUAAUAUUGUGACCUUAUAGUUAUUUGAAUUGGCUUAUAUUUGCUUAGGUUUGGGAGGUGCAAUUAAUUCGAUUGAUUAUAUGAAAAUUUUAUAGAAAAGCCUCUAGAUGAACAGCAAUGCCAUAAAUGCCUUCAAUUAGAAUUAGUUUUUCUGCCCAUUAGGAAUGGCGAAUCAAAAGAAAACAAAUACUUUGUAAAAUCCGAUUACUGUUGAAGAUGAUGACCCCCCUUAAUUUUAGAAAUGUCAGAAUUCGAAAUGCAACAACAAGGGAGAUCGCAAGACCAAGUCAAAGAAGGGUGAAACCCUCCAAUUCUGUGAGAAAUGUUCGAGGAUGUACAAUCGAGGAAAUUUUUGUGAUUUUUGUGAAUAAGUCUAUUCGAAUGGGUCAUAUGAUCAUGAUGAAUAAGAAUGGAUACAAUGUGAUGAAUGUGAGAAAUGGAAUCAUCUAAAUUGUGAAGCUAAAUGUAGGAAUUAGAAUAUCAAAGAGGAGACUGAGAAUAAAGUUUAUUAUUGUUUAAAUUGUUCUAAAAUUAAAAAACAAUAACAAUAAUAAUAGUUUCAGUAAUAGAAGAAACAAGAGAAGACGGUAGAAGAAUAUCAGCCAAAACAAAGAACCAUUAUGGAAUGCGAGGAUGCUAGAACAAGGGAGAAGAAUAUCAAUUUUGUAGCCACUAAAGAUAACAAAGUUUAAUUCACAUUUCGAUUGAAUCUAUAUGAUGAUGAAAUUAAGUCAGAUCUCGAUUUUCUGAGGAAUUCUGGCAAGAAGAACAUUAAGAAAUAGAAUUAAUAAGAUUCUCCAAUCAUAAAAUAAAUUUUAAUCCCUCAAUAAUAACAAUAGUAAUAAUAAUAAUAAUAGUAUUAAUAAUAGUAAUAAUAACAAUAAUAAUAAUAAUAAUAAUAAUAAUAAUAAUAAUAAUAAUAAUAAUAAUAAUAACAAUAAUAAUAAUAAUAAUAAUAACAAUAAUAACUAAUAUAAGAAGAGAAAAAUUCUGAUUAGUAAAUGAAUAGUAGGCCAAGAACUAGAAAUAACAAAAAUAGAGUUAAUUAUAGGAAUUUAGGGGGUGAAUGA
Molecule: messenger RNA, 1380 nt
Organism: Paramecium tetraurelia
Lineage: Eukaryota; Ciliophora; Oligohymenophorea; Peniculida; Parameciidae
Exons: 6
Source: RefSeq, a predicted model, not a curated record